Notodromas monacha is the source of this 654-nucleotide messenger RNA. The record is from the annotation of a GenBank genome assembly. NCBI's taxonomy places the organism in Eukaryota, Metazoa, Arthropoda, Ostracoda, Podocopida, Cyprididae.
AUGGAACAAGACGCUCCUGUUGAACCAGAUCCUGCGGAUGCACCAUUACCGGCACCUGAUGCGGGAUUACCACCUGCACCUGGAGCGGAAGCUCCACCGGCACCCGGAGCUUUACCUCCACCACCCGCACCUGAUGCAGGAGCAACACCACAACCAAUUGAUGUGGCACAAGAUCCUGAGGUUGAAGAAGUUGGUAAAGAUGAGGAGGACAAAGAAGAACUUGAAAUCACUGACUUAGAUGCACCUAUUGACGGAGGGGAUUUUGUACAAGAAAAGGCUCUUAAGUUUUGUAAACAACAAGAGGUAGUUAAAGUAAUGAACAAGGCUCAAAAAAUAGUUGAUGGUGGAGAGUUUGAAAACUACGACACCAUUGAAGAAAUGUUUAGAGGAGCACUCCAAGUAGGGGAGAAAGACACAAGUACUAUGAGUGUUUUUAGUGACUUGGAUCAAGUCUUGGAUGACGACUAUAGACAUCCAAUCCCAAUGGGAAUACCUGGUAUUGACAGGUUAUUAAAAGGUGGUUUAGCCAAAGGUGAAAUUGGUGUUGUAUUAGCACCGACAGGUGUAGGAGUUGAGGAACAAAAAGAAGAAAGACAGCGUCAGCGAGUUAAAGAGUUGAUGGAGAAAAGAAAACAAAAAGAACAAAACAAUUAA